Messenger RNA from Clupea harengus (Atlantic herring), 714 nucleotides. It is a transcript of the gene mrpl51, whose product is annotated as mitochondrial ribosomal protein L51. Gene Ontology annotation, cellular component: mitochondrial large ribosomal subunit. Lineage: Eukaryota; Metazoa; Chordata; Actinopteri; Clupeiformes; Clupeidae. The record is from RefSeq and is a predicted model, not a curated record. Gene Ontology annotation, molecular function: structural constituent of ribosome. Gene Ontology annotation, biological process: translation.
AGUUACGGUAGUUCGCAAUGCAUUCUGGACACCCAACUACAUGCCCUUGCUAAAUCUUAGAUUCUUGAAGCUAACUUCUGUUGUCAACGAUGUCUGUGCUGGUGAUAUUAAUUUAGUUGUAUGCAAAACCUUGUAUAUAUUACCCUUGCUCUGAGGUCCUAAGGGACGAUGUCUGUCUUGGCGGCCUUGGUCAGAGGUGGACUCACCGUCUGCCAGUCAUCAGUACAACAGUGCGCUAGACAGUUCUCCACAAGCAUGUGUGCUAGAAUACGGAUGCAUUCCAUCCCCAUGCCAAAGGUGGUCGACCGAUGGACUGAAAAAAGAAGCAUGUUUGGAAUUUAUGACAACAUUGGGAUUCUGGGAGAUUUCAAAGUGCACCCCAAGGACACCGUAAGGGCACCUGUCUGGCUUAAAGGUUUCCGCGGUAUUGAACUGGAACGCUUGAUUCGGAAGAAAAAGAUGGUUGGAGACAGGAUGAUGACAGACGAUCGGCACAGCCUGGAAAAACGCAUCCGUCACCUGUACCGUCACUUCAACCGUUAUGGGAAGCACCGUUAAUCUUAUUAAUGGAUGUGGUUAUGAAUUGGACCGCUGUUGUUGUUUUUUUUUUUCCCCCCUCCAAGUUUGGUACAGAAUGUUCUUGCAAAAUUUGCGAUUAAGAUUCUGAUGUACAUGUCCUUUAUAUUUGUCUUGUAAAUAAAAUUAUAGCCAUUG